Knipowitschia caucasica is the source of this 615-nucleotide messenger RNA. NCBI's taxonomy places the organism in Eukaryota, Metazoa, Chordata, Actinopteri, Gobiiformes, Gobiidae. The record is from the annotation of a GenBank genome assembly.
AUGGGGGCAGCGUCAUGCUGUGGACCAUGGGGGCAGCGUCAUGCUGUUGACCAUGGGGAUAGCAUCAUGCUGUGGACCAUGGGGGCAGCGUCAUGCUGUGGACCAUGGGGGCAGCGUCAUGCUGUGAACCAUGGGGGCAGCGUCAUGCUGUGGACCAUGGGGACAGCGUCAUGCUGUGAACCAUGGGGGCAGCGUCAUGCUGUGGACCAUGGGGGCAGCGUCAUGCUGUGGACCAUGGGGGCAGCGUCAUGCUGUGAACCAUGGGGGCAGCGUCAUGUUGUGGACCAUGGGGGCAGCAUCAUGCUGUGGACCAUGGGGGCAGCGUCACGCUGUGGACCAUGGGGGCAGCGUCAUGCUGUGGACUAUGGGGGCAGCGUCAUGCUGUGGACCAUGGGGGCAGCAUCAUGCUGUGGACAAUGGGGGCAGCAUCACGCUGUGGACCAUGGGGGCAGCGUCACUCUGUGGACCAUGGGGGCAGCGUCACUCUGUGGACCUGGAGGAGGACCGAGGUCUGUCCUCCUGGAGGACACUGAGCAGGCGUGUCCUCCUGGAGUGAUGUCCUCCUGGAGGACAAUGAGGAGGUGUGAACUUUUACAGCUUUCUGUAGAAGUUUGA